AUGGCGACCGUCUCGUGCCCGCGCGAGUGUCCGUCGGUGCCCACGCUGCUCGCGGACUGCGGUGGCACCUCGUCCGCCUCCCCCUCCACGCUCUUCCUGGCCUCUUCGGCGCGUCGGCGGCGGCGUCUGCGGCCCGAGAGCGACGCGGAAAGCUGCUCCCAAGUGUCCGAGGUGGAGACUUCGACGCUUUCCGGCCUCAAUAUCCAGGCUGUGGAGCUACAAAACUCCACGCUGACAGAGCUGUACGUAAGCUCUACAACCGCGAACCUCACGGACAAUAGCGUCGCCGACGCGAGCGCUCUGCUGCUCCCAGAGACGCUGCGGCAGCUGUACCUAGGCGAGAACCAGUUGACGACCCUCGAGAUCCCCGAGAGCUGGGGGCAGCUCGAGCUACUAGAUGUGUCCGACAAUCCCAUAGCCAAUAUUUCGGCGGCGGGGAAGGACGGACCGAGGAUCCUCAUCGCGAGGAACACCAGUCUGAAGUCCCUGGACAAGGCGGCGUUCCCGGACUCAGUACGGCAACUGGACUUGUCGUUGACGACGAUUGGAAACUGGGGCAACUUUACACCGCCCACGGAUUUGUCCAAGCUAGAUCUAUCAGGAAACAAUAUUACUACUAUACAGGGUGUCCGCUUUCCGCGCAAUCUCCAAACUCUGCUACUGAACGGGAGCAGCGUGACAAAGUUUGAGGUGUGCAAGUCCGAUGUGGAAGUUCUGGAGCGGCUUGAAACCUUCAACGUCACAGCAAUUACGCUUCCGGAGGAUGCAUGCUCCGAUGCAGCCACACCAAAGACAGUGACAAUUGCGAACGAGACGUACACCCUGUGCGUACUAACAGACACAGCUUUCGACGAGAAAUACCACCACAAAAAGGCGUCGUCGUCGAUGUCUCUCACGACAUUGUCACUGCUGUUGUUUUCGCUAGCGUCGGCAGUGUUCGUACUGUUGAUGCUCUUCGUUAUCAAGCGCAAAGUUAUCGACGAGCGUCGGACGAAGGCAGCACGCGCCGAGAAACUGAAGGCUGAUCGAGCUGCAAACGACGGCAGCAGCGAUGACGACAGUGAUAAACUGAUGAAGAGCUCGGCGAUUCUCACAGACGAUGUACGCAGCGACCCGGACUUCGAGCGAUACCGCAUAGCUCAAAGCGACCUCGAGUUUGUGAAGCAACUGUCCAAGGGAGCUGGUGGUGUCGUGAAUCUGGCAAUGUGGAGGUCUAGGAAGGAGAAAAUUGUGAUGAAGCAGGUGGCGCCCGAGAAGGCGAAAAGCGUGCGCGAGCUUCAGCGCUUUACGCGAGAAAUCCGCCUGUAUGCCAGUCUGAACCACCCCAAGAUCGUCGCGUUCCGUGGCAUUUCCUGGUCGUCACUAGCAGAUCUGUCGCUUGUGAUCGAGUACAUGCCCAAUGGGGACUUGGCCCAGUUCCUGGAGAGACAACGGAUGCUCGACAGCCAGCGUCGAGGCUGGAACUGGACUACCGAGGAAGACUCGGGCUUCGCGCACAGCAAGCUGACCGUGGCGUUGGACAUUGCAGACGCCUUGGUGUACCUUCACUCGUUUGCAGAACCCAUCAUGCACCGCGACUUGAAGGCGCAGAACGUGCUGCUGAGCAACAAGUGGGUGGCCAAGAUCAGCGACUUCGGAGUCAGCAAGCGGCGGAAGCAGAGAGACGACAAGCGAGGGGUGUCCUCUGGCGGCCCGCAAACGGCAGAGGUCGGUACUGCAGCGUGGAUCGCGCCCGAGGUGAUCAAAGGCGCGCGCUACGACCAGAAGGCGGACAUUUACUCGUUUGGCAUCGUCAUGUGCGAGCUGGACACGUGCACCAAACCGUACACUUUGGGCGUUGCCAGCUCGCUCUCCGCCUCGGGGAUGACUUCGUUUGUGUCCUCUUCGAGUGCCACAGACGAGGAGCUCAAGAGUUUGUUGUCGUCCAACGCAGCGCUAGCAUUGGCGGUGAGCGAGAAGGGAGUGACUCCUGCCUUCCACUCGGACUGUCCGCGAGCGAUCCUGGACCUGGCGAGAAUGUGCCUGAGCUACGACCCCGAAGACCGACCAACGGCGAAGGAGUUGUGGCGUCUAUUGCAAGACUUGGCAGCUCCUGGUGCUUUGCUCGUUUCGUCACGCAAGGCUACGCUGACCGAAUCGAUUCGGCACGUGAGUACGAGCGCGUGA
Molecule: messenger RNA, 2166 nt
Organism: Phytophthora sojae
Lineage: Eukaryota; Oomycota; Peronosporomycetes; Peronosporales; Peronosporaceae
Exons: 8
Coding region: 1-2166 (721 amino acids)
Biological process (GO): protein phosphorylation
Molecular function (GO): protein kinase activity; ATP binding; protein binding
Source: RefSeq, a predicted model, not a curated record